Messenger RNA from Triplophysa dalaica, 3862 nucleotides. RefSeq names its product dihydropyrimidine dehydrogenase b (gene dpydb). The record is from RefSeq and is a predicted model, not a curated record. Bases 176 to 3253 code for a protein of 1025 amino acids. Gene Ontology annotation, biological process: uracil catabolic process; thymine catabolic process. Lineage: Eukaryota; Metazoa; Chordata; Actinopteri; Cypriniformes; Nemacheilidae. The transcript is spliced from 23 exons. Gene Ontology annotation, molecular function: dihydropyrimidine dehydrogenase (NADP+) activity; NADP binding; iron-sulfur cluster binding. Gene Ontology annotation, cellular component: cytoplasm; cytosol.
AUAUUAUAAAGUUUAGAGCUUGCUGCUGCAGGUUUAUUUGUAUAAAAUAAUGGUCUAGUCUCGUGUUUGUAGGCGCGUUCAACAAAGUUCUAAGCGCGUGCUUAGUUCUGCUUCGGUCACGAGCUCUCUUGUAUCUGUCGGAGGAGGGAUUGGAUCAAACCUGCAAUCGGACAUUAUGGCUACAAUGCUAAGCAAAGAAUUGCCGGAUAUCGAGAACAUUCUCGCCUUGAACCCGAGGGUGAAGACCCACGCGGAUCUCCAUUCUACUGCCUCAAAGAAGAAGGAGAAGAAGCAUUGGAAGAGAAACCCAGAGAGGAACUGCGAUUCUUGCUCGGAUUUGGAGAACAACUUCGAUGACAUCAAGCACACAACUCUGAGCGAGCGUGGGGCACUUCGGGAAGCGCUGAGAUGUCUUAAAUGUGCCGACGCUCCUUGUCAGAAAAGCUGUCCUACCAAUUUGGACAUCAAGUCCUUCAUCACCAGCAUUGCCAACAAGAACUACUAUGGGGCUGCGAAGGCAAUCCUCUCAGACAAUCCUCUGGGUUUGACUUGUGGUAUGGUGUGUCCCACCUCUGAUCUGUGUGUGGGGGGCUGUAACCUCUAUGCCUCUGAGGAAGGUCCCAUCAAUAUCGGUGGACUCCAGCAGUUUGCCACUGAGGUGUUCAGUAAGAUGGGCAUUCCUCAGAUCAGGAAUCCAGAGCUCCCGUCACCAGAGGAUAUGACAGAGAGCUACCACACAAAGAUCGCUCUCAUCGGCUGCGGUCCUGCUAGCAUAAGCUGUGCCUCUUUCCUGGCUCGACUGGGAUAUGACGAUAUCACCAUCUUUGAGAAAAAGAAAUACACUGGUGGGCUCAGCACUUCCGAAAUCCCUCAGUUCCGUUUGCCCUACGAAGUGGUGCAGUUUGAGAUCGAUCUGAUGAAAGAUCUUGGUGUAAAGGUUGUUCUUGAGAAGGGACUCGGGCAGAAUGGGAUGACUCUGACCUCACUGAAGGAGGAGGGCUUUGAGGUCGUCUUCAUUGGCAUUGGUCUUCCACAAGCAAACAGGGACAAGAUCUUUGAGGGCUUGACUUUAGAGCAGGGAUUCUACACAUCAAAAGAUUUUCUUCCCUUGGUUGCAAAGGCCAGUAAAACAGGCAUGUGUAAAUGCCGUCCCCAGCUGCCGAAGCUGCACGGAAAUGUGAUAGUUCUGGGUGCAGGAGACACCGCGUUUGACUGUGCAACCUCUGCUCUCCGCUGCGGAGCUCGACGAGUCUUUGUGGUCUUUAGAAAGGGCUUCACCAACAUUCGCGCUGUUCCAGAAGAGAUGGAAGUAGCCAGAGAAGAAAGGUGCGAGUUCCUGCCCUUUCUGAACCCCUCUGAGGUUAUCAUAAAAGAUGGACACGUGGUGGGCCUGCGGCUCUGCCGCACUGAGCAGCAGGAUGACGGCACCUGGAUUGUCGAUGAGGAGCAGAUCGUCCACCUUAAAGCUGACUUCAUCAUCAGUGCCUUCGGCUCGAUGCUUCAGGAUCCUGCAGUGAAAAAGGCCUUGGAACCAGUCAAGCUGAAUGGAUGGGGUACACCUGAGGUGAACAACGAAACCAUGCAGACCAGCGAACCUUGGGUGUUUGCCGGCGGAGACAUCGCCGGCUUGGCCAACACGACCGUGGAGUCUGUCAAUGAUGGCAAACAAACUUCCUGGCACAUCCACAAGUACAUCCAGUCCCUCCAUGGUAACACAGUAAGCACCACUCCGAAACUUCCCCUGUUCCUCUGUGCUAUCGAUACAGUAGACAUCAGCGUUGAGAUGUGUGGGAUAAGGUUCCCCAACCCGUUUGGACUCGCCAGUGCUCCACCCACAACCAGCGCUGCCAUGAUCCGCAGAGCCUUCGAGCAGGGCUGGGGCUUCGCCCUCACCAAGACCUUUGGCCUGGACAAGGAUUUGGUGACCAACGUGUCUCCUCGAAUCGUGCGUGGGACCACCUCGGGUCACGUUUUCGGCCCCGGCCAGGGCUCUUUCCUCAACAUUGAGCUCAUUAGCGAGAAAACAGCCGCCUACUGGUGCAAGAGCGUUUCAGAACUCAAAGCUGACUUUCCAAAAAAUAUCAUCAUUGCCAGUAUUAUGUGCGGUUACAACAAAGCUGAUUGGACGGGGCUGGCAAAGAUGGCUGAGGACGCUAAAGCUGACGCCCUUGAGCUGAACUUGUCUUGUCCUCAUGGUAUGGGAGAGAGAGGUAUGGGACUGGCAUGUGGACAGGACCCUGAGCUGGUGCGCAACAUCUGCCGCUGGGUCCGACAGGCCACCACCAUCCCCUUCUUUGCCAAGCUCACGCCCAAUGUCACCAACAUUGUUGAUAUCGCCAGUGCUGCACAAGAGGGUGGAGCGGAUGGAGUCACAGCGACCAACACUGUAUCUGGACUGAUGGCUAUCAAAGCAGAUGCCACACCUUGGCCUGGAGUCGGCAGAGGAGCGAGAACUACAUACGGCGGUGUUUCUGGCAAUGCAAUCCGGCCCAUUGCUCUGCGUGCUGUGUCAGCAAUAGCCAGAGCUCUGCCUGGCUUCCCUAUCCUGGCUACGGGUGGUAUUGACUCGGCAGAGUCUGGACUGCAGUUCCUUCAUGCUGGAGCUUCUGUCCUGCAGGUAUGCAGUGCCGUGCAGAACCAGGACUUCACAGUGAUUGAAGACUACUGUUUAGGCCUGAAGGCACUGCUCUAUCUGAAGAGCAUAGAAGAGCUGUGCGAUUGGGAUGGCCAGUCUCCUCCAACCGUACGCCACCAGAAGGGCAAACCUAUCCCCCGCGUGGAGGAGCUCGUCGGAAAGAGUUUGCCGAGCUUUGGACCAUACAUGGAGAAGAAAACUCAAGCCAUAGCAAAGUACAAGAAGAGCCUGACAUACGCCAGCGACAGUGUGGCCACGGAUGCUAAUGCCGAUAGAGUUAACGUCCCCAAAAAACUAAUCCCCAGUGUCCAGGAUGUGAUCGCCAGAGCACUAAAGCACAUUGGUGCGUACCAGGAGCUGGACAACCUAGAACAAGUGCAGGCCCUCAUUGAUCCAGAGAUGUGCAUCAACUGCGGAAAAUGCUACAUGACCUGCAACGACUCGGGCUACCAGGCUAUUAAGUUUGACCCAGAGACCCAUCUUCCUGUAAUCAUGGACAGCUGCACCGGCUGUACUCUCUGCCUGAGCGUGUGCCCCAUCAUCGACUGCAUCAAAAUGGUUACCAGGACAACGCGGUACGUGCCCAAGAGGGGCCUGCCUGUUAAUCCCGUUUGCUAAAGCACACUGUGGCUCCACCUGACCGGAGAGAAAAGAAAGCGAGGGGCAGACGUCUCUUUCAGAGCAUUCGAUUCCACUUAUAAUUGCUGUGUGAAAAAUUACCUUUAUUAUGAAAACGAGUAAUUAGCCAGCGAAAAUAAUUGCUUCAUAUUCCCAGACCGGUUAUGCUUGAAUAAUUGCGCUGGAACAAAAAGAGUUGCAUUAUUUUGAAACAAUAGAGUGCAAUGUUGUUGUUUUUCGCUCCCCCUCUCUCUAAAGAUCUAGCAAUCAAAAUUGAAAUGAAUUGAUCGGGAUGGCUAAGAGCUGUUGUUUCUUUCAUAUAAAUGGCAAUAAAUAGAUACCAUUCCAGGUAGUUUACUAAUGAACAAUAUAGAAAUCAAGUGAAAAAGUAUAAUUUUAAAACGGCAAUGAAUUAUGUGAAUCAAAAUUGUGAGUAUGUAAUAAUUAUGCGAUAGGCAUAUGUGCUUGUGUAAUGUCUCUGAGUGAUUUAUUAUAUAUUUGUACCUGAAGAAGUUCUUUCUUUUGAUAAGCAAACAAUCUUAAAAAAAUGCUUUUUUAAAUGCUUUCAACUGCCUUAAUUAAAUGUAAUAAAAUAUUCCUGCAGUAUAA